ACUGUAGGUCACUCUGGAUAAAAGCGUCUGCUAAAUGACAUGUAAUGUUAUGUUUCUGAGUGGCAAACAUGUAACAAUAAUGCAGCUUUAAACAUGUUUAAGGAAAUAACUUUAGUAGUCACGUUUAUGUAAUUGGGAUAAUUUUGAUUGCCUCUAUACGGCUCUCAACAUGUCACCAGCCAAGAGGUUAUUUAACUAUGUCAGAGGACAAACUACAAGUAUUUCCUCUUGAAAUGUACUCAAAAAGCCCCCAGGGUCCCCAGUGGAGUACACACAAAUACAUACUAUUUUACCAUAUCUUUUAAAUAUUCUAAUUAAUUGUCGUAAUAGUGUAGAGUCGAGCAACGGUUGCCACCCAGUGUUCUCUGAAGCAGCGUCGCCGGCUCCGCAGCGGACGAGCAGCGGGGGUGGGGGAGGAUGGAGAUGCGGAGGAACAGCCGAACGACACUCGGCGUUCCCCACUAAACGUGACCAGCGACAGAGCAUGACUGAGAUGUUCAAAGCCACCGAGACGAACGCCAAGUCUCCUUCGCCCGUCGACAGAUAGCCCGUCAGCCGGAUGGAGCCCCAGGAGGAAUGACUCCCUCUCCUUCCCCUCGGACGACACACCGGCAGUUUGAGAACAUGCGCUGGACCGGCGGAUACGUCCUUCUGGUCCUGGCGUCCCUCGCCGCCUCUCGCACCGCGGGGGCCUCGUCGGGGGACGCCGACGGAAACCAAACGGGAAACGCCAACGUCACGUACGGCGGAUUCGUCCCGGUCGUGUUCACUAAAGUGAACCAGAUAAUUGCCCGCGAGGGAACCUGCGCGGUGAUCGAUUGCAACAUCACCGGAGAGCCGUUCCCCACCGUCCGGUGGUUCAACUCCCACGGCGAGCGUCUGGACACGGAGAACAACGGUGAGAAGUGGGAGGUGCUGGACACCGGCCUCCUGAACAUCACGGACAUCGAGUUCGCCGACCGCGGCAAGUACACCUGCAUGGCGUCCAACGCGCUGGGCAGCGCCAACGGCACGGUGACGCUGCGCGUGGUCAUCACCACGGGCGACAUGGGCGUGUACUACGUGGUGGUGUGCCUGGCGACCUUCACCAUCAUCAUGGCGCUGAACGUCACGCGCCUCUGCAUGAUGAGCAGCCACCUGAAGAAGACGGAGAAGGCCAUCAACGACUUCUUCCGCACCGAGGGCGCCGAGAAGCUGCAGAAGGCGUUCGAGAUCGCCAAGCGCAUCCCCAUCAUCACGUCGGCGAAGACGCUGGAGCUCGCCAAGGUCACGCAGUUCAAGACCAUGGAGUUCGCCCGCUACAUCGAGGAGCUGGCGCGCAGCAUCCCGCUGCCGCCGCUCAUCAUGAACUGCCGCACCUUCGUGGACGAGAUCCUGGAGGUGGGCGUGGAGGACGUGCGGCACACCUUCAUCCGCCAGGCGCCGGAGGGCUUCCGCGACACGGUGAGCCGCGCCAUCUGCGGCGGCGGCGGCGGGCGCGACGUCUUCGCCCUCCUGCAGGAGCGCGAGCUGGAGCGGAGGCGGGGGCGCGGGCGCGGGCGCGGCGGGUCGCCGUCCGCCGCCGACUCGGACAACUCGUCGGCGCAGGAGCAGCCGCAGCACAUCGCCAUCCGGGUGUCGGUCCACCCGCAGCUCGCCAUCACCGACUACUGCAGCAUCGAGGGCCCGGCUCAGCAGGAGGCCACGCCCUCCUCGCCGCCGCCGCCGUCCUCCUCGCCUCCUCCCUCCCCGCCGUCCACGCCUCCCCCUUCCUCCUCCCCGCCGCCCGUCGCCUCUCUCGACCGCGAGGCGGAGGCGGAGCCGACGCCGCCCGAGCCGACGCCGCUUGAGCCGACGCCGCCCGAGCCGACGCCGCUUGAGCCGACGCGGCCCGAGCCGACGCCGCUCGAGCCGACGCCGCCCGAGCCGACGCCGCCCGAGCCGACGCCGCUCGAGCCGACGCCGCCCGAGCCGACGCCGCUCGAGCCCCCGACGGAAGCGAGCGAUCCUCCUCCUCCUCCUCCUCCCCCUCCCCCUCCGCCCUGCCAGGUGUUCUACGAGAGCCACGUGUGACGGGCCGAACCCGGGAGGAGCCGCGGCGUCCUCCUGCUAUGCAUCUCCACUCGGAAGACACAGAAGAAGAAAAAAAAGAAAAGGUCAACGAAACAUUUUUUGAUUUCUCGUUUGGGAGCGAUCGCAUUCCUGUUCAUCCGAUAAAUAAAUAAAUCACGUUGUUUUUAGAGCUGAAUGUACGCGAGAGAUCAGUAACGUGAUUCAUGUGAUAAGCAGCACAUUUACUGUGUCGAGAGUUUCCAUAAAGCAGACGAGGGGUAGUUCACUCAUUGUGGGUGUGUGUGUGUGUGUGUGUGUGUGUGUGGGGGACACCAGAAAUCUGCCUCAAUCCGUGACGUCAUCCCGCUCAGAGAGAUGCAUGCUGGGACUGGAAACACGAGAUAGUCGAGUCACCAUUUCAUGACUGUAGGGCGACUGUGUUUCUAUAAAGGAAACAAGUGAGCCAGAUAAGUGUGUGUGUGUGUGUACAGUGUAUUUCCUGGUCAAACACACCCGAGUAGAAUAUUUGUCCGCUUCCUUUGAAAUAUUUUAAGAGUAUUAUUAUUAUUAUUACUACCCCAUUGUGUGGUGAUUUUUGUUCUUUUUUUCCUUUUUGUCGUGGAAUAAAAUGAAAGUGCAGUGUAAAAAAAAAAAAACUUUUUCCACCGUUUGGUCAGUUGUGUUUCCUCCAUCAGUCUCACGCACACACAUCACUUUUUUAAACCUGCUAUACCUCAAUUAAUUGAAAUGUAAAGAUAGUAUCACUCAGACCUCUAGUCCAGAUAUUACUUCAUGUCUCAUCCUUUUGUAAAAGUGUAAUUAUUUUUUCCUACAGUCACCCUCGUUAAAACGUGUCCUCUGAUAUGUGGUUAACAUUUAAACGGUCGAGUAACUAAAUAACUACAUUUAUAGAGAAGAGAUUUCAAUGAGACAAAGAUAUGGCGGGAGCUGAAAGGAAAACCCCUUUAAAAAAAGGCUAAUUACUGACAUAUUAACAGAUUUGAGUAAAUCAUGAUUCCAGAAGUUCAUUGUGUACAUCAGUGGUCACCAACCUUUUUGAGCCCAAGAUCCCUGACCUCCGCCUUCAUGACCGGCAAGAUCUACCUAUUGAGGCGUUGAGAGAAAACGACUGUCCAGACUGGACUUACGACUUUUUAUUUGGCCUAAUUGUCAUUUGGGUCCAGCGUUCAAAUUGAUGGGACCAGGAACACAGAAUUUAAGUGUAAUAUAACAAGUAAGAUAUUUGUUAACCGCACACAAUAUGAACAAGAAAAAACACAUUUGCAAUGAGCAGCUGGAUGAACUACCAAUAUAAAUGUUGUAUUUAUUUACAUGUUGUUGCCUCUGUACCUGUACUCUAGCAAUGACAAUAAAUGUAAUCCAAUCCAGUUACAGCACGACACUGACAACAUGAUCAGUCAGUGCAACUCAUGUAAGUUCAGCUCUCAUCACAAUGCCAUCAAGUCAUGUGACUCCAGUCAGUGUGAUGCUGUGACUGAACUCUGUCUGUGAGCUUGUAGUUAGUUCAUAAUCACAGACAGCCAGUCUGAGGCCGUCUGUCAGCUGUGUCAGUAAUCCAGCUCCUGGUCUUUGAUUUGGUGAUUUUCUCAACUUCACUGACGAGUUUUUCGGGGCAAAUUUGGUAUUCAUGGCAGUUUUCUCAUCUGGGAUUGGUUCUGAACUCAGACCGUUGGUGAUUACAUUCACAUCAACUCAACAGACAUCCUCAGAUUUAAAUAAUUAUCAUAAUAAUAAAUAUGAGAAUCACCA
This is a messenger RNA of Pseudoliparis swirei, 3801 nucleotides long. It is a transcript of the gene mfap3l, whose product is annotated as microfibril associated protein 3 like. The record is from RefSeq and is a predicted model, not a curated record. Bases 577 to 2052 code for a protein of 491 amino acids. Lineage: Eukaryota; Metazoa; Chordata; Actinopteri; Perciformes; Liparidae. The transcript is spliced from 3 exons.